AAGAAGCUAGAAGGAUUUGUAUAAAAGAGUUGAAAGACGUUCACAUUAUGCACAGGACAGAUUCUUGAUAUCAUUUCAAAAUCUAAAUAGCACUCCUGUUGAAAAAUUCAGGCUACUUUAAUUCACUUUCCUACUUUCAACUGUGAUUUUGGUUUUCUGAAAAAUUAUGUCAGGGAGAAGGAAGAAACCAGCACUAAAACUCCAAGUAUCAGAUGAUGUUCCUCCAGUGUUGCCUCCAGCAAAUUUAGACACCCGAACAACAAUCACAAUUGGAGAAAAAACAUUUGAUGUGGAAGCAGAUGAUCUCUGCAAGAUUGAUGACUUGGGUAGGGGUGCUUAUGGUGUGGUGGAGAAGAUGCGCCAUAUUCCCAGUGGUACAAUUAUGGCUGUUAAAAGAAUAACUGCUACUGUCAACACUCAAGAACAAAAAAGGCUGUUGAUGGACCUUGAUAUAUCCAUGAGAAGCAGUGAUUGUCCUUACACAGUUCAGUUUUAUGGAGCACUUUUUAGGGAGGGGGAUGUGUGGAUCUGUAUGGAAGUUAUGGAUACUAGCUUAGACAAAUUUUAUGUCAAGGCAUUUAGACAUGAUAGAAGGAUACCAGAGGAUGUGUUAGGAAAAAUUGCCUAUGCUGUAGUUAGUGCCUUACAUUACCUAUACUCACACCUCAAAGUUAUCCACAGGGAUGUGAAACCUUCCAAUAUUCUCAUCAAUAGACAGGGUGAAAUUAAAAUGUGUGAUUUUGGGAUAAGUGGAUACCUAGUCGAUUCUGUUGCCAAAACCAUUGAUGCAGGAUGCAAACCUUACAUGGCACCUGAAAGGAUAGAUCCUCAGGGCAACCCCUCUCAAUAUGAUAUUAGAUCAGACGUGUGGAGUUUGGGAAUUUCCCUAAUCGAGUUAGCUAUAGGAGAUUUUCCAUAUCCAAAAUGGGGAACACCAUUCGAACAACUCAAACAGGUUGUAGCUGAUGACCCGCCAAGACUGCCUGCAGGACAAUUUUCACCUGAAUUUGAAGAUUUCAUCUCGAGAUGUCUUCAGAAAAGGUACAUUAAUCGGCCGAACUACAGUCAGUUGUUGCAACACAGCUUUUUAGUAAAACACAAAGAAAUGAAUACGGACAUAACGUCCUUCAUAUCUGAGGUACUUGAUCUUCCUGAAAACCCCUGAGAUUCAUGUUGUAUUUCUUAGUUUCUAUGUGGAUAUUUUAAUUUUUGUUCUAUUGAUGAUUUUGAGCUUUUUAAUUUAGAUUUUGUUAUUGAUUUUAAUUUCCAAUUUUAAUUACUAAUUUUAAUUUCACGUUUUAAUAAUAUUUUACUAAAUCUGUUUUUGUUUUGGAUUUUUCAAUUUAAUUGGUCCGAUGAUUUUACAUAAAAAUUUGCUCACGUUUUUACUGAAUCUUUUAUCAAAUAAUAUUUCAGUUUAAAAAAAUUUAGGUCACUGUACUUGCAUCCCACUAGAAGUCUGCCAGCCUAAAUUAUUGCAAAUAUUUUUGAAUUAUGAGAUAAUUUUUUAGUUAUUACUAGUCAUUCAUUUGCAAUUGAUUUCAUCAAACCAUUUACCUACUACCAAUAUGUAAUGUGAAACAUUAUGACACUGAUUUUAGUUUCACUAGGCAGAAUCCAUCAUUUUGUGUUCUCCCAAUCAAUUUUGAUUACCAAUUUGAUUCAAAUUAUUACUUGGGACAUUGCAUAGCAG
Messenger RNA from Phaedon cochleariae (mustard beetle), 1693 nucleotides. The record is from the annotation of a GenBank genome assembly. Lineage: Eukaryota; Metazoa; Arthropoda; Insecta; Coleoptera; Chrysomelidae.